AUGGAUGCACGUGAAAAUGGAUAUGAUGAAAUAAACAAUACUUUAAAUGAAUCUUUAGAUGAUUCAACAGUAUUUAGUGGAAAUGAACUACGUACUAUUGGAACGGAUACAAAUGAUCAAAUUUAUGAGAAUAGAACUUCUGAGGAUGCCACAACAGGAGAGGCAACCCCUAGAAUUAACCGUCGACAUAACGUCCUUUUAAUCAUUUCAAUUGUAACUAGGCUAGUUGCAAAUCAACUGCUGAGGCAGCAAAGUAGAGGUUUAACAAAUCACAUCUUGGAUAAUAAUAUGAGUGUGUUUUUUCAUUUGGAUUGGGAUCAAAAUAAUGUAAUCAGUUUACCUGAAAGUAAUAUGUUAGGAAUUAAUCAAAACCUUGAAAAUGAAACAAGUUUGAAUAAUACUUCUGAAAUUCAAAACGGUAAUGAAUCAGAACCCUCUGAUGCAUCUACUUUUGUAAAUAAUAGAGAGGAUGAAAGUGAAUCUGAAAAUAUGUCAAGAAAUGGAUAUGAGUAUAUACCUGGUAAUGAAUAUAAUUAUAAUAGACAUGCAGAAGACGACACAACAGAAUUAUUAUCUAGUUCAGAAACAGAGUAUAUACGUUUAUUAGAAGGAGGUGCAUCAUCUUCUCUAUACGUUCAAUCAAGUGAAAAUAAUUUACGGGGUUCUAUAACGAAUACACCUAUUAAUCAAAAAAGUGAUAAUCGUGAUAAUGGGUUCUCAGAAUUAAUUCGUAUUUUGGAUGGCGACUAUUCUUAUGAUCAUGAAACAGAACGUUUUGAAUAUACAUAUUCACCAGAAAAUAGAACUAUAGAAUUCACACCAAUAAGUUCUUUAACAUUAUCAAGAAAUCAAUAUGAUGAUUAUAAUAAUGCAGUAUUUGCUGAUAAACAGUUAAUAGAAGGGAAUGGAAGUAUAGCUAAUUCUGUUGAUUCCGACGAUUAUGAUUAUGAUUAUGAACAUGAAUAUGAAAUAAUGGAAGCAAGACGAAACUUAAAUACAAAUCGUAUUCCUAUUAAUGAUAUUUAUAGAUUUGCUAGUUUUACUAUUCCGAAUAAUUCAAACAAUAAUAUAUCUUUUAAUAUUUCUGAAAAUUAUUAUGAUGAUGAUAUAUUUUUCUAUAAUGAUAGGGAGUAUGCUAUUGGAAGGGAAAGUUCAAGAAUUAAUCAAAAUAAUUAUAAUACUAUAAAUUAUGGAAAUGUUAGUUAUGGAUAUGACGAUGAUGAUGAUGGUUAUGAUUAUGAAUUUGGAAAUUUCGAAUUUACAUAUUCAAGACCUAAUUAUAUGUCAUACAGGGGUGAUGGUAUGAUUUCUUUAGAUGACCCUAUUGAAUUUGAUAAUGAUGAUUUAAAUAUAUCUAAUAAUAUAAAUUCACAGCCCUCUAUAGAUCAUGAAACAAAUUAUAGAAACAAUAUGACUUUGAGACGCCCAUCAACUGAAGAAUUCACUUUUGGAAAUACCCCACCAAGUGCUUUUUCUUUAAAUACCACACCAUCAAAUAAUAAUAUGGAUAAUGAUGAUGAUGAUAUAGAAAUAUUGAAUGAUGUAACAAUUGGUAACGAUGCAUUUGAUGAAGUUGAUUUAAAUCGUGAACCUAUGAGUAAUAUAAAUUGGGGUAGAUUUAUGUUUAAUGAUGCAACUAUUAAUGGGACAUCAUUUAAUGAUAUUGCUUUUACUCAAAAUGAGAUGGGAAACUAUUCUUUUGGAACUUUAAGAUCGAGGGAUCUAUUGUCUAAUGUAGAUGCAAACCCUGAUAAUAUAGAGAAUCUUGAUAUUAAUAUAUCUGAUUUUAUAAGUUUAGAUAAUGGCAAUGAUGGUUCUGAUUCUGAAUUACAACCUAUACUUGUUGGAAAAGAAAACUCAUAUGAAUCUGACAAUGGAAGUAACGGGUCAGAAUAUUAUGAUACCAUUUCUGCUUUCGGUCAUAAUAAUGAUGAAGGCGAUUCUGGAUCUGAUGAAUAUUUUGAAUCUGCAAAUAAUAUAGAACCCAUUCAAUCUUGUUCGACUUCAACAACAGCAGAGAGUUGUAAUAAAAAUAGUAACAACACUUGUAGAAUUAAAGAAAAUUGUGAAAAAUCUUUAAAUUCAAAUAUCCGAUAA
Plasmodium berghei ANKA is the source of this 2097-nucleotide messenger RNA. RefSeq names its product conserved Plasmodium protein, unknown function. NCBI's taxonomy places the organism in Eukaryota, Apicomplexa, Aconoidasida, Haemosporida, Plasmodiidae. The record is from RefSeq and is a predicted model, not a curated record. The coding region runs from base 1 to 2097 and encodes 698 amino acids. The transcript has 3 exons.